UUCAUACAUCACUUCCUGUUAUUCCAACUACGACUUUAGGUGAGCGUCUGUUGUUACUUGCUCGUUGGAAAGAAAGCUGCCAAUACAAUGAUUGGGGAACUGAAAAAGCGCAGGACCUUUCAGGACAUCAAAAAUGAAUGGGGGUACACUUUUGGUUUCAGGCUGAGCACCUUUAAGAAAUAUCCCGAGUUGAUUCCCCUGGUGGCCAUCAUUGGAUCUGCCCUCGCUGGGGCCACCUUUUGCAUCUUUUACUUUGCUGCCACAAAGCCGGACGUCAGGUUUAAUCGCAAACUUCCACCACGGUAUUUGGAGGUUGGCCCCACAGAGUGCACUAAGUUUUAUUGCAUUGAUCCUUCCAUUUAUCGUCCGAUUGCUGAGCUGGAAGCUAUCAAGAAUGAUCUCAAGACGGAGACACCAAAGCGUCCCUGUUAAAGAACAAGGAGCGCUUUCCAAGAAAGUCUGACUAAUCGUAUAUUGGCUUUUGUUUUGAUUGAAAACCAUUUUGAUUAGUAACAAACGAUUCUGGCAAUGUGAUUGUCGGAUUUACAAUGAAUGAUUGGUCGGUUACUUAUUAAAAAGUUCAGUAAUGUUAUUGGUUGAUAUUCGCCAUCUGUAUUUUUGGUCUUGAAUGUAGUUUGAUAGGGUAAUUUAAAGAAUACAGCAUGAUUUAUUAGGUAAGAGGGUAUAGGUGAAAAUAGCUAAGAAAAAAACAACGCAUAAUUUUCGAUGGUAAAACAAUGAAUGCACAUUGUCUAUAAAUGUUGAGAUUGAGCAUUGAUUGAUUUUUUAUUUUUAUAAACACGAAUAAACUUUGUAAUCUUUAAAGCUUAAUGAAACAUUUUUUAUGAUUUUCUUUUACCCGAAUUUUGUAUUACAUGAAUGCACAGAAGAAUAAGUCUACAUACAAUAAAAGAAAAAUA
Molecule: messenger RNA, 920 nt
Organism: Biomphalaria glabrata
Lineage: Eukaryota; Metazoa; Mollusca; Gastropoda; Planorbidae
Exons: 4
Coding region: 88-432 (114 amino acids)
Source: RefSeq, a predicted model, not a curated record